Molecule: messenger RNA, 2652 nt
Organism: Erinaceus europaeus (western European hedgehog)
Lineage: Eukaryota; Metazoa; Chordata; Mammalia; Eulipotyphla; Erinaceidae
Gene: SLC35F1
Product: solute carrier family 35 member F1
Exons: 8
Coding region: 319-1542 (407 amino acids)
Biological process (GO): transmembrane transport
Cellular component (GO): membrane
Molecular function (GO): transmembrane transporter activity
Source: RefSeq, a predicted model, not a curated record
CGCGCGGCCACUUGGCGGGGCGCGCCUGCACUUGGGGACGCGGCUGGGGAGCCCCCCGGGUGCCGGCCAGGCAGCAGCGCGCGUGUGAGGGCGCAGCGCUCGGGGUCCGGCGAGGAGAGCGCGGCGGGCUGGGCUGGGCUGGGCGGCGGCGGCCGGCGCCUCGGGCACCUUCUUCCCGCCUCGCCGCUUCGCGGGCUGCACCGCCUCCCCGGGCCGCGGCUGCCCGGCCGGGUUUUCUGCGUGUUUUCGGGGCCGGGCAGCGGCGCACGAUGCGCCCGGCUGCGUUCUGAUCGCCGCCGCGCCUCCGCCUCCGCCGCGAUGAUCCCUCCCGAGCCACCGCAGCAGCCGCUGCAGCCGCCGCCGCCGGCCCCGCCGAACCAUGUGGUGAGCACCAUCGAGAACCUGCCGGCCGAGGGCAGCGGCGGCGGCAGCCUGUCCGCCUCUUCCCGGGCCAGCGUGCGCCAGAGGAUCCGCAAAGUGCUGAACAGGGAAAUGUUAAUAUCUGUGGCUCUGGGCCAGGUGUUGUCGCUCCUUAUUUGUGGAAUUGGCUUGACCAGCAAGUACCUGUCAGAAGAUUUCCAUGCCAAUACACCAGUCUUCCAGAGUUUCCUCAAUUACAUCCUCCUCUUCUUGGUCUAUACCACCACACUAGCUGUCAGACAAGGAGAAGAAAACCUGCUGGCAAUUUUACGACGAAGAUGGUGGAAGUAUAUGAUUCUGGGACUCAUAGACCUGGAAGCAAAUUACCUGGUAGUCAAGGCCUACCAGUACACCACCCUGACCAGUAUCCAGCUCCUGGACUGUUUUGUGAUCCCAGUGGUUAUUUUGCUCUCCUGGUUCUUCCUCCUGAUCCGGUACAAGGCUGUGCAUUUCAUCGGCAUCAUUGUCUGCAUCCUGGGGAUGGGCUGCAUGGCAGGAGCAGAUGUGCUUGUGGGAAGACAUCAAGGGGCAGGGGAAAAUAAGCUGGUAGGAGACCUACUAGUUUUAGGAGGAGCCACACUAUACGGCAUCUCCAACGUCUGGGAAGAAUAUAUCAUCCGGACUCUCAGUCGAGUGGAAUUUCUGGGAAUGAUUGGACUCUUCGGUGCAUUUUUCAGUGGGAUUCAAUUAGCUAUAAUGGAGCACAAGGAGCUGUUAAAAGUGCCCUGGGAUUGGCAAAUAGGAUUGCUCUAUGUAGGCUUUAGUGCCUGCAUGUUUGGUCUCUAUAGCCUCAUGCCAAUCGUCAUAAAGAAAACUAGUGCCACUUCAGUCAACCUCUCCCUGCUCACUGCCGAUUUAUACAGCCUGUUCUGCGGAUUGUUUCUUUUCCACUACAAGUUUUCAGGUCUUUAUCUACUGUCUUUCUUCACUAUCCUCAUCGGACUGGUGCUCUACUCCUCCACCUCCACAUACAUAGCCCAGGACCCCCGGGUUUAUAAGCAGUUUCGCAACCCUUCGGGGCCUGUUGUGGAUUUACCAACCACUGCUCAGGUGGAGCCUUCCGUCACCUAUACCAGCCUGGGUCAGGAGACCGAAGAGGAGCCCCACGUGCGUGUGGCCUAGGACAAGGCCCUCUCUGCCCCUUGAGGACGACUCAGUGGCCCUCUCUCUGUUCAUCCUCAUCUCUGUAUUGUACAUAGAGAAAGGUAUUUAUUAGGUGCAGUUUACGUAGGUGAACUGCAAGGUAGCAAAUUUGAAUGCCUGUAAAAGGCACAACUUUAAACAUCACUGGGAACGCUGCAGGCUUCCCCACCUCCCCUCACCUGACUUGGAGAGAUACCUAGAUAGUGUGGAUCCUAUCACAACCCCCUCCCCCACCUCUUGUCAAUUACUGUGAACUUUUUUUUUUAAUCAAAAGCAAGUAUCAUUAUGAUUUGUAUUGUUGUUGUUACCGUUCUUACACUGACUUCCAGGAGGGUGUUUUGCACUCCUGAUGGGCACUAUUGCCAGGUCUACAUAAAGUUCCCAUAACUCCCACUUUUCUACAGCAAGUUACUUUUUAAGAAGCACACUUUAUUUGACUUGCCCAGUCGAUUGGAGUGCUGCAUGCCCCCAGGAAUUCCACUCCUGAGAAGUUUCCUUCUUCUGGGAUCUCUAGGUGGCUAAUGUUUCCCUGUUUCCUGUUGGAUUGCUUGCUCAAUAAGUAUUCUGUGCUGUUAUCUUUGUGGGGAGGGGCAACAGGCCAUAUAAUUCUCUAUUCUAGGAAUAGAUAUAAAAUGAACAGUUUAGCCUUUUUAUAUUCCAGUCUCCAAUUACUCCAGGCCAUUGUCUUUUUGUUGUGCCAUGUGAUUCUGCUAAUUAAGUUCCUGUAAUGAUCAGAUAAAGACUGUUCCAUUUCUGUGGCUUAUGGAAAAAUGGCAGAAAUAAUACCAUUUGUGUUUAAAGGAAUACAUGACUUUAAAAUAUCUUGUCCCUCCCCAUACAUAGUCCCUCUUCAAAAAAAAUUUUUUUUUUUAAUUUUCUCUCCUGCUCAUAGAUUUCUUUAAUGAUAAAAUGGAAAUUAAUCAAGACAAUGGAGAAAAGUCAUGGUGCUUUACCCUUUUGUCAACUAUAGCAGCAUGGAGACUACCUGUAUUGUACAGCAGUAUCAUUGGCUCUGUAGCCUCCCCCCAAAAGUCAAGGUGCUUAUAUUGAGCUGUCUCUAACAAUUUAACUGACUUAGCCACCACCACA